AUGUCGCUUGAGCCUCCUACCACUGCAAAGGUCACGUUAAAUACCACUAAGGGCCCAAUAAAAAUUGACAUAUUUGCUAAAGAACUACCGUCGACAUCAUCCGCAUUUAUAAAACUCUGUCAUUUCAAUAAAUUCAAAGACACGUUAAUACAAGUCAACCGACAAUACAUCUCAUUCUCAUCACUGACCAAAGACAAUAACGACCUUAUCCCUAAAGAAUCACAUUCUCGAAUCAGGUGCAAACAACGUGGUUACGUUGCAUAUUCAAAUGGACAAUGGGUAAUCAGUCGAAGUGAAUUAUCGGGCGUUGAUCAAGUAUUUGGUAAAAUUGAUCAAGAAUCUUCGUGGUAUAUUGUAAAUGAAGUAGCCAAUGGUGAAGUGGAUAAAGACACCGGGAAGUUGGUGUUUCCUGUAACCAUUGUAAACUCAAUUGUUGAUGUACCUUACUUUAAAUUGGAGUUAGGGAAAGAAGAUGGAGUUGGUAAAGGAGAUGAAGAUGAGAGGCUGAAAGUGAAGAAGCCAAGAGUUGUUAUUGAUUACCGUGAUGAUGAUGAUGAAGAGAAAGAGGAGGAAGAAGAAAAGAGUGCAAUACAGAUUAAAAGUGCUUAUGAUACAAGAAAGAGGAAGGGUACUAAAGUGAAGUCAGAAUCAAAAGUAGAUGCUUCGAUAGAGUCUAACCUAGAGACAGUCGAUCAACAAGAACGAGAGGGUUUAAACGAUCAAAGAGACAUCAAUGAGAAAGAUGAAGGAGAAGAUAAUAAUUCCAAAUCAAGUUCAGAAAAUGAUUCAGACUCAGACUCAGACUCAGACUCAGACUCAGACUUUGAUUCCGAAAAUGAUGAAGAAAAUCGUCGACAUCCACUCAAACGAGACCCUACAAUAGAUCCUCCAUUCAACCCAAAUCUCGAUUUAUCAAAUGCAGAAUCAAUAACAUAUUCUGAACUAAAAUCUCAUAAAUUUAUCAUAAAUACAUAA
This is a messenger RNA of Lodderomyces orthopsilosis Co 90-125, 975 nucleotides long. RefSeq names its product putative peptidylprolyl isomerase. The transcript has a single exon. The record is from RefSeq and is a predicted model, not a curated record. Gene Ontology annotation, molecular function: peptidyl-prolyl cis-trans isomerase activity. The coding region runs from base 1 to 975 and encodes 324 amino acids. NCBI's taxonomy places the organism in Eukaryota, Fungi, Ascomycota, Pichiomycetes, Serinales, Debaryomycetaceae. Gene Ontology annotation, biological process: protein peptidyl-prolyl isomerization.